AUGCUUCAGCACGUCUGGAUCUCCUUGAUGAAAAGUAUGCAAGCCCACAGAGCUGGCGUGGACCCAUUCACCGUCGCCGAUAUAUGCCAAUAUCGAGGAAGCGGACUGAGGGAGUUGAAGAACGCCCUCCCUAGGGCAGCCAAUGACCCUUAUGGCAUUGUGCUCAGCUGUGUGAUGACUAUGAUGACGGCCGAUCUGUACAGUGGCGGCCCAUGGACCACGCAUCUGGAGGCUUCGAGGAGAAUCUUGGUGCUGAAUGGCGGUUUUAAGCAAUGCUUUGAUCGAAUUUGGCCUUUGCGAAGGAUCCUGGUCAACUUCAUCAUAGUGGACGUGUUCAGCGCUACGAUGUGUAGCUCCAGACUGAUCGACGAUACCUGUGCAUCGAUGCAUGCCGAGUAUGUUGAUGUGCUGGACGACACUGACCACGAUGUCUUUGCGUGCAGUCGACCUUGUCCUCGACAGUUGAUCCAGGCGAUUGCAAGACUGAACAUCCUGCGAGCUUCGCUGAAUCAUCGGUCAACGAAUGGAGAUGAAAGCCUGCGAUUGGAACUGACCGACUUAUCGGACAUGAUUCAAGAAUUCGAUGCAACGAAGUGGGCGAUCAGUGUAUCAGAUCUCGGCAAGACAUUGCCACGGAAAGCCGAAGACUGUCUGGAAGAACGCGAUGCAAUGGCGCUAUCUUCCUACGCAUCCUGCUAUCACUCUGCGACGCUGCUCUACUUCCUCCUAUCCUGCGCAACUCCUCUGACUCCUCAGGACAAAGUGCGAGUACACGUUGCAUGCCAAACACUCUCACAGCACCUUCGGUCGCUCUUCGACAGCGCAGCAGUAGAUACGGAAGGGCCGCUGCACACCCAGCUCUGGAAGCUCCUUUCUUGGCCCAUAAUCAUCGGGAUGUAUGUUGGCAUCGGCUUUGGUAUCGGCGAAGAAGAGGUUGAGGCACACCUGGAGCGUCUUCGAAAGAUGUCAACGGUGUUUGGGUCCACUGAUGCGGCGGAUGUUACGAAGUUCAUAUACCGUGUUAAGGCUCAGAGGGCUCGCCGCUCAGCCACGGACUGGAGGUGGGAUGAUGGUUUUUACACAAGAUGUGCGUUUGCAUUGUGA
Messenger RNA from Zasmidium cellare ATCC 36951, 1104 nucleotides. RefSeq lists its product as uncharacterized. The record is from RefSeq and is a predicted model, not a curated record. The transcript has a single exon. The coding region runs from base 1 to 1104 and encodes 367 amino acids. NCBI's taxonomy places the organism in Eukaryota, Fungi, Ascomycota, Dothideomycetes, Mycosphaerellales, Mycosphaerellaceae.